ACCAUACAUUGAAAGCUCAUGAUUCCAUCCUCAGACUAUACCACCUGGAGUUGACAGCAGAAAACUUAACUCACCAAUACUUGGAGAGACUUACUAUCCUCAUUUCCCCUAAACUAUGCACCCACCACCUGUGUCGAUUGGCCUUGCCGGGUUGUAGCUGAUCGUUGCCUGAGGCGUGCGGGGAUGCACCUCUACAGAAAACAGUUGUAAAUCCCCAGAACCUUGUCCAUCGUCUUUCCCUCGCGUCACGAUGACCUUGAUCUCAGGUCAACUCUAAUUAUCUUAUCUGCAGCCAUAUUAACAUCUGACACGAAAUCUCACCCGAAAUCAGCUCCGCAUUUCCUUGUCUCUGCUGUUCUCAAACCACUUGCGCAGAGGGGGCCGUCAGAGAAAAUUGCUCAGAAUGGCCCGAAUCAAAUUUACCGGGCCUGUGUCGACGGUCCAACUACAGCCAACUCCUAUUCUCCAAAGCCUCAUGUCAAAAGGUGACGUCUCUGCCCAGACUGAAAGGCAGGCGGAAGUGGAGAAUAUCUCGAGAUCGAUAGUUGAAGAAAGCACAGCUUUGAAACAGCAGCAAAGCCUUGAAUUGGUACAAAUCAUGCUGCACGUCUCGCUCGGGACGUUGUUCUAUCUCCGCGAGUUUCUACCGCUCCCGUGCUUCGACGAUCGAGAUCUGAAAGAGGCUCAGAGGGAAAACGCUUCAUCAUACAGAGAGUUUAUAGAUGGAAAACCGCGCCCCGGAGGAACCGGAGCUCUUUCACAAGUCCCCUUCGGGACCGGGAGGAGGGGACAACCACUGAAAAUUAUCGUCCGAGAUUCCGACCCCAAGGCCAAUAUGAUACUCGAUGUCCUGGAAAACGGCAUAUUCGAUGCGCUCAAGAGAAAUGUCCUCGGUGCUAUUCAAUUCACCAUUCUUGUUGACAAAGACAAGCCAGAAAAUGUCUUGGAGACCUAUACUUUUACUUUCAAAUACUCGAAAGGUUCUGGCGGUGUGAACAGUCGCCUUGAGAGUCUGUCGAUCAAUCCUGUGGGCUGUGUCGCCGAUUUGAAGUCUGCUCAAAUGGCCAGAGUCGGUCUAGAGACGAUAGUUCGAAGACUGAUUACACUCAGUACCUUCCUACCGAACCUUCCAAAUAAAAGGAAUCUGGGAAUCCAUUUAUUCUAUACCGAUGACUGUCCCCCGGAGUACGAGCCUCCCGGGUUCACCGGCGCGAUGAAUGAUGUGAUCAAAUACCCACUUAAUGAGAACUGGAGAAAGGAAACCCAGUCUUGCGGAGCAAUGAAUAGCGGAUGUCAUACGGUGGGACUAAAAGUGACGUCCCUCAAAUGGACCGGACCCGACCCAGAGGGAUCGGAAAUUGUACCGAAGGUGCCCAUGGACCUCGAAUAUAGAGAUGUGGUGCACCGAUCUAAGGACAUUGGACUUGCCGAGGAGAUAAUUAACGAGGAUGACUUGAAAAUCCGAUCGGUUCGUUCCACCGAUAUGUCUCAGGAAGCAACCCAAGAUAUCACUGAAAGAGAGAAGUUGCAGAUGAUGAUUUCUACGCAGAGGACAUCCCCUCUGCCGGACAGCGAACUCGUUCCAACCCAACCGAUCAAUCCCAGACCCGCAGUUGACCAAGUCAAUAAAGGAGACGCGCAUCCAGGCCACGGGACUUUACUGUCACAGAAAAAAGUUGCCGAGAUUCAGAAGCAUGUUGGGCCACGAGAUAGGACUCUCGGCGAGGGCAACGAGAAUCAGCAAAGCGUUCGAUGUCAAUGCGGAUGGGAUGGAGAGGAAUCGGAAAUGAUUGAGUGUGUUUUCUGCCAUUCACGUCAGCAUGCGGCAUGCUACGGAUUUGACAGCUCGGACGAUCCCAGAAUUCCUGAUGUCCAUGCGUGCUACCAGUGCCUACUUGAGCCCAAUGAGGUCCGGUUACUGAGCGAGAUGACCAGUCUGGUGCUUUUGAGACGAGCCCUUAGGAUCAUUAUGGAUGAAGGCUAUCCAAGUCACACUUCAUUAUUUACUCAAAAACUCCACUGCAAUGGGCAAACUAUUAUUCAGAUUACCGAUAUACUGAAAAAACAAAACAUCCUUCAGCCGACUCCCGGUUACAAACAAAAGGGAUUCCUGAGGAAAGGCUUGCCAAAAUUCAAGAUCUCGCCCUCGAAAGAAAUCCAGCAGAAGAUGAAAGAAGAAAUACUCAACCCAAUGGCAAAGAUUGGGCACCACUAUGUUCUACCUGGCUCCUCGGCGGGGCCCGCUUCUCGAGAUCAGGCUCCCGUUAUAAGAGCAAAUGUGGGAAUAGACCAGGAAACUCCGAAACGAGCAGAGUCUCUCGGCAAACCGGCGGAGGAAAACAGUGCGCGCAAGAGAAAGCAAUUGCCGCAGAGCUACGAAAAUGAUGACGACUCCGAUGACCUUGACAGGAACAGCAAUCAGCCACCGACCCAGGCACAAGCCAUUGAUAGCCACCUCGGCGGAACUCACGAGUUAAAAGACACUCCUCUUGAUAACUCAAUGACUUCCCAGAAGGAAGGGCUUGAUAGCCCAUCGAGCAGCGAGGGCGCACUUCGACGUAGCAGCAGGAAAAGACGCAAAAUCAGCAAUUACUCUCGGCUGAUUGAUAUCGGCGCUGCAACGAGCGAGGAUGAACGGGUGCUUUGAAAUAGGUCUUGAUAUCUUCUUAUUCUGUACGGUUUUGUGCAACGGGUGCUUGACCAAAAUCAAGCCGGCGAGUAAAGAAUUAUGAGUGCCCAAAGUCAGUUCCGAAGCUCUCAGCUCCGCAGGAUUCGGUCUGGAAGCAACUGGCCGUGCUGAUGUUUCUCAUUCCUUACGUGCACGCAGAGCUCCUGGCCUAAGCGUCACCCCUAGCCUUGUGGCCUCGAAUCCCUCGAUUCACAGAGGAAGGGGCUCAGUAAGGGUGACAUAAAAGAGCAAGAGGAAACAGGAAAGAAGUGAAAAUGAAGAACUGCAAGAGUCGGGGUCUAACUCAACGAUGUUUUGUGCGAAUGAUUGACAUGAUAGAUGUACUAGUAUCGAACCUUUAAUCACAGCUUCUAAUAAUUGAUAGCUUGAGUAGCCA
Aspergillus novofumigatus IBT 16806 is the source of this 3065-nucleotide messenger RNA. RefSeq names its product putative meiosis specific protein Hop1. The transcript has 11 exons. The record is from RefSeq and is a predicted model, not a curated record. NCBI's taxonomy places the organism in Eukaryota, Fungi, Ascomycota, Eurotiomycetes, Eurotiales, Aspergillaceae. Gene Ontology annotation, cellular component: nucleus. Gene Ontology annotation, biological process: meiotic recombination checkpoint signaling; synaptonemal complex assembly. The coding region runs from base 404 to 2647 and encodes 747 amino acids.